Messenger RNA from Acanthoscelides obtectus, 682 nucleotides. The record is from the annotation of a GenBank genome assembly. Lineage: Eukaryota; Metazoa; Arthropoda; Insecta; Coleoptera; Chrysomelidae.
GUCAAUUUGUUAUUUGACAAAAUAAAAUGUCGGUGUUAAAGCAUGCUGAAAUCCACAAGAAGAUUACAGAGAAAGAAGCAACACUUGAAUCAGAGUUCAUAGGGCCGUUAAAUCGGUACAAUGAAGAGAACCACAGGAUCUUCAACAGAAAGAGUGAACAGUUCAAAGAAGCGGUACGACAAUUGACCAGAUUGAACGAAGAGACUUUUAAUAUUAAUAGAAAGAGGUUGCAGAAUGACUACAGAGCUUUGGUCAAUUGCGAUUUCCUUGAAGAUGAUACUGGUGAAGAGAUAUCAGUACCAGAUGAACACACGCCAGUAUGUCUGAGAAAAAGACCAGUAAGACAGAUUGAUGAAAAAGUUACGAAAAAACAAUUCGUAUGCACCAUGGAACCUUGGUUCAAAAGAUACUCGAUUUUGAACAAGUUUAUCCAAGCAACUAGGGUUGUGAUUAUACAGAACAGACUGAGGAAAAAUUUGGAAAAGCUAAAGGUGCUGGAUGAGAAAAAGAUAACUGAAUUUGAAGAUAUAGGUUUCAGAUAUAUCAAUGUUAGCUAUCCUGAACUAUUCGAAAAGUUUCUCAAAUAAUCGUGGAUACAAUGAAGUAUUAUAUAGAAUUUGUUAUAAACCAUGACGCAAUAUGGAACUGUAUCAACUUUCUGAGAUUAUACUUUUUCGUUGGC